Molecule: messenger RNA, 1297 nt
Organism: Alligator sinensis (Chinese alligator)
Lineage: Eukaryota; Metazoa; Chordata; Crocodylia; Alligatoridae
Gene: SELENOT
Product: selenoprotein T
Exons: 6
Biological process (GO): cell redox homeostasis
Cellular component (GO): endoplasmic reticulum membrane
Molecular function (GO): thioredoxin-disulfide reductase (NADPH) activity
Source: RefSeq, a predicted model, not a curated record
GCGGCGGGCGAGCCGGGCGGGCUGCCGGCCAAGAAGCUGCGCAUGGCCUACGCCACCGGGCCGCUGCUCAAGUUCCAGAUCUGUGUUUCCUGAGGCUACAGGCGGGUGUUUGAGGAGUACAUGCGGGUUAUUAGCCAGCGGUACCCAGACAUCCGCAUUGAAGGAGAGAACUACCUUCCCCAACCUAUAUAUAGACACAUAGCAUCCUUCCUGUCAAUCUUCAAACUAGUAUUAAUAGGCUUAAUUAUUGUUGGCAAGGAUCCCUUCGCUUUCUUUGGCAUGCAAGCUCCAAGUAUCUGGCAGUGGGGCCAAGAAAAUAAGGUCUAUGCUUGUAUGAUGGUUUUCUUUCUGAGCAACAUGAUUGAGAAUCAGUGUAUGUCAACAGGUGCAUUUGAGAUAACUUUGAAUGAUGUUCCAGUGUGGUCUAAGCUGGAGUCUGGUCACCUUCCUUCCAUGCAGCAACUUGUCCAAAUUCUUGAUAAUGAAAUGAAACUCAAUGUGCACAUGGAGUCAAUGCCCCAUCAUCGAUCAUAGCCUCUUCUAUCAGCGCUGAAACUUCUUGCAUUAAAGCAAAACUUUCCAUUGGCAGCGUGGCUGAAACCAAUGAAGGCCUGCACUGAAGACAGCAAGCUGUUAGUGCAGACUGGAUGCUUUCUUUACAGUCACGUUGUACCUCCUGAAAAACCUCGAUGGAAGACCUCUUUCAGUGCUGGCAUGUUUCCAAAUACUGCACGUUCAUGGAGUGCAAUAAUACUGUAUAGUUUUUUUUAAGAGUUAAUUCGACCAGUUCAUAGCUAAACAAUACAGGCAUUACUAAUUGUAACUUUUAUUUUAUAUUCAUGUUUCACAGAAUGGCAGAUUGAGUUGAUAUCUAAUUUUUCCUUGGAAAAAGUUUGUCUAAUCUGUUGUAAUUUUAUAUGAAUUUAUGUUCUUUUUGUAGUUUAAAAUAGAAUUACAGGAAUAUCUGAUAUAGUCCUAAACUGUCUUAAAUAAUUGACAACUAUCUAUCAGACAUCUCUAAUAUGGUUAUAUCAGGUUUGUAUAUUUUUCCAAAUAUAUUGCAGAGUGAAAUGGUGCACUAUAUGCUAAAUUAUAUGGACAAAACUAUAUGGAGAGUAAUUACAUCACUUUUGUGAUUUCAGAAAAAACAAAAAAAAUAACUGCUUUUUAAACUGCAUUGGCCAGCUCAGGAGUUUCUUCCUCAACCAGUUAAAAGAAUUGAAAAGCUGGGCCUUUAUACUGUCCUAAAUAUAAACUAAGCAAAUGUAAUUUAAAUAAAGAGUUCUCAUUUACUGUG